UUUGUUUCCUGUCCAUAUUUAUUAUAAGGUCAUAAUGAAGAACUGAUCACUUGUCUUUAACUUCCGGCAGUGUCGAAUUGUUUAUUUCAGAUUCAAAAUGAUUUUGAAAUUCAGCCUUCUUGCUGUACUGGGAAUUGUAACAUCAGAAAUAACCAACGAUCUGGAAUUUUAUCUUUUGGAGGCCAUCAAAAACAAUGUAACGCUGACGGUUGGUGAUGAUAAUCUGACGGAGAGUGCUUGUGACCCGUUCACUCCGGUCAAGCCUGACUUCAAUCGACUCGGACAAAGGAUAAUUGAAUCAAAAUGUCAUGAAUACGCAUGGGAAACCAAAAGAGUGGAAGACGAAGCAGAAUGGGCCAAUAAAUGUAGAAUGUAUGUGAUAUCUCAGAUUCAGCGCGGAACUAUUCCUGAAGUGUUCGCAAUUAUUAAUUGGUCGGUAAUAUUUGGAGGGAGACCCGCAAAGCCUGCUGAAUUCCCUCAUAUGGCCGCAAUAGGCUGGAAGGCAAAAAACAUCAAUAAAUCAAAAUGGAUAUUUAAAUGUGGUGGAUCCUUAAUAAGUGAACAGUUUGUGCUAUCAGCAGCGCAUUGUACUAUGCUUCCUGUACGAAGGCACCUUGACAUUAUCAACCCUAUGCCAGAAAUGGUUCGACUUGGUGUGGAGAAUAUUGCAGAUGAUAUGUUCAACAUUUACGGUGAUCCAGUCGAUGUUAAAAUCAAAAGAAUAACAGUACAUCCUAAAUACCGGUCACCCAAGAAAUAUAACGACAUCGCCCUUUUUGAAUUGGAGAAUAAAGUUCAAUUUGCCCAUAAUGUAUUACCAGCAUGCCUGUGGACUAAGCCAAGUACACGAGGGCUGGGCAAAAAAGGAACAUUGACCGGAUGGGGGAAGACUGAGGAAGGUAAGACUUCAACAACUCUCAAUGUAGCUGUAGUUGACAUAUUACGGGUAAAACAAUGCGGCAAAUUUUUAGCAAUGUCACAUAACAGAAAUUGGCGCGGUUUUGCGAAACAUCAGUUCUGUGCAGGCAAACUGGCUGGAAAGGUUGAUACCUGUCAGGGUGACUCUGGUGGGCCCCUUCAAGUAAGAGUACGAACUGAUCAAAACGUAUCAAUGAACAUGAUUGUUGGUGUCACAUCGUUUGGUAUCAGCUGUGCACGGGAGAAAAAACCUGGAGUAUACACGAAGGUAUCCAGUUUUAGCGAUUGGAUAGAGUCAAUCGUAUGGGGUGGACUGAAAUCGGAAUAAACUUGUUACGCUAAAAGAUAAUCAUAACCUUGCGUCGAUUUGUAAAUGUAGGUAAAUAUAUUUUUACUACAGACACUACUACAAUUAAAGGUUUGACAUACAA
This is a messenger RNA of Leptidea sinapis, 1349 nucleotides long. Its product is annotated as serine protease snake-like. The transcript has 9 exons. NCBI's taxonomy places the organism in Eukaryota, Metazoa, Arthropoda, Insecta, Lepidoptera, Pieridae. Gene Ontology annotation, biological process: proteolysis. Bases 98 to 1246 code for a protein of 382 amino acids. The record is from RefSeq and is a predicted model, not a curated record. Gene Ontology annotation, molecular function: serine-type endopeptidase activity.